GCACUCGCAGUCGUGCGCGAGAAGUUCGAUCAGAUUGAUGGACGGACGGACGGACGGAACGAGUUUCGGAUCGGAUUGCGUUGUGUGUGCAGAGUGGUGGAAUAAUGGACUGAAGGAAUAUGAACUGCAGUAGCAGCACUAAUGGAAGAUUGAAUCCGUACGGGAAAAUCUUUCUUUUUAUCUCGAGCGAACGCGUUUGCUUAUUGUUGUGUUUUUGUGGUGUAUGGUUUUAACUUUGGUGCGGGGGUGGGAUUAAAGGCAGGAAGCAGGUGGUUCCGUAGGGGCGGACGGAAGAAAGAACUUCGUCGUCGAUAGCAGAAAAAGUACCAGAAGGCAAACGAGUGCAGAAAACGCGAAAAGUGGGGCGCGGCGGUAGGGUGGCAGUGACAGUGGGCAAAGGGGCGGACCGACGGAUGAAGCAGCAGUGUAGUGUUGUUUUUCUAUCUGUACUGCGUGCUGUGACACGAUUAUCCCUGAACGAUCUCCGCUGAAUCUUCCUGAAUGCAUUUAUUUCAAUGAGUCGAUGGGGGAGUGCUAGUUUCUGAUGGUGAUAUUGCAUGCUGACCGUCUGUGGUGUGGAUUUGAUUUGGAUCUUCGGGCUGAAUCUCGGACCAGAAGCUGGGCUAAGGAGGUCGAAAAGAAGUAUGAUAGAACUGCAGAAAAGGAGGAAAGCUAAACGACGAAGUCGAAGACAAAGUAGGGGAAAGUCAGGAAACGGAGAAACUUCCUGCCGGGAGAACAGCCGGAAGGGAUAAAUAGUUAAGCGGAACGUAUUGCGACGACAGCUCAGUGUUGUUGUGUUGGAAGUGUAAACUAGCUCAAGAAUAUCGGUAGAAGACGUCCCAUCGGAGAUUGAUCAUGGAUGCGGCAAAGCUGUUCUCCGACCUGGAGUCCAACAACCCAACCCUGGUGAAUGAGGCCAAGAAACGGUUCAACGAGCUGUUCGCUAGUACGCGAGAUGCAUGGUUCUCGCAGAGCAUGAUGGACUACUUUAGCCAGACGUCGUCGAUUCGCAUCGUGGACAUCCUGGUCAAGGUGCAACCUCCGCAUGACAAGGUCAUUUUGGACCGGCUGAGCGAAUGGAUCCGUGGCGGGUCGAACAAGAUGCACGCCCUGACGCUGUUCGGGCACAUUAUUCAGAAACGACCGACGUGGCUGCACAAGGUGGGGAACCAUCAGCUGGUGAAGGAGGUCCUGAAACUGUCCAAGAUGGAGCGGGAAAUUAUUCCGCUGAUUAGCGCCGUGCUGUGUAUCAUCGAUCUGUUGCCCGUGAUUCCGUUGGUGAUGGGUGGAAUGUUGCAGGAUUUGUUUGAAAUAUUCAACUACCUGGCGACGUUCGAUCGAAACACGUCGGUUAGCUUGCCGGAGGAUCAGUUGAUUCAUCUACAGUUUGGCCUUUAUGAGUUGUUCAAUCGGUUGUACGGAAUGUAUCCGUGUAAUUUUGUUACGUUCCUGAAGAGGGAGUAUCGGGGAGAAAAGCAAGCGGUUUUCCAGCAUACGAUAAAGCCCCUGUUGGAUACAGUAAAGAUUCAUCCUCGACUAGUGUCAUCGGAUAAAGACAAUGAAAUCAGCCAAACCCGGUGGAGGAAUAUGGAACCGCAUGAUGUGGUCAGCGAAUGUGCUCGUAUGGCGCUAGACUAUAUGGGAAAGCCGCAGGAUAUACAGAACAACCAACUUAUGGGUAGCGAAUGUCCUUGCUAUGCAACGCCUAUGAAACCAGUAGAGUUUAGUGCCAUGACGGCUACCAUAGACUUCCAAUGGAAGGCAACGGUGAACUACUUCAAUAAGACCUCAACCGACGACAAGCUUAGCAUCAUAGCGGUGCAGAACUCGUUUUGGUCCCCGAGUAACAUGAUGCAGCCGACACCACCUCCGGGUCUGGCCACUGUUCCCCAUACUCCCAAUCCAACCCCGAGCUACACUAUCCCUUCAAUAUCGGGUCCUCUUCUACCGGCGGCUGACGGUGCUUCCCCACCGGAAGCAGCCGUCGAAGCCACUCCGGAAACCACACCGAUGAAGGACAUCGUGAAGCCAGUUCGACCGUACCCGAUGAAUUCAGGCGCGGUUCGAGCCAUCCUAAAUACCAGCCAACCAUCAUCACCAAUCAAGAAAGAAUCCGCCAGUGGCCAUUUCAACUUCAACGAGAAAAGCAUCGUCACCUCACAGAAGUUGCUUCGAAUGGUAAACGAUCGGAACCAUUCGGUGAUGCAGAUUGCGUCUGGUAACACUACAACCACGACGGCAACAUCGACCACUAGUAACAGUGUGCCUUCCAGUCCGCUUCCGAUCGAUCAGCCGACAUUCGAGAUUUCCCGAGUCUCCCAGAAGGUGGCGAACCUCAAGUUGACCCCCGCCGGCAUGGUUCUCACUCCACGCUAUGAUUCGCCUUCGCUCAUGCAGUUGUCCGAUUCGACCCAAGAGGAUCAGGAGGUGACCGACAUAAACAGCCAUCUGCUGCAGGAUCAGCACCAGCAACAACUACAGCCACUACCAUCGGCGCACCCGAUGAAAGAGGCCUUCGAUGCCGAAGAUUUCGAACAGGAAGAGGGAUCACCCUGUUCGGCUGGAGGGUUACACUUCAAAAGUUCUCAGUCGAUGAUCAACUUCACACGAAAACGGUAUCGGAUGCACAGUCAGUGUCUAGUGGAUUCCGACCCCAGCUACAGCACCGGAACAUCCCCAGCCGAUACAAGCAGCUAUAUGCUCAAGAAUAGCGGCGGGAUCAGUGUUACACGGAGUGCCAUCGGUGAGGCACUGAAAAAGCAUCGCCGAAGGCACUCGCUACCCGACCUGAAAAAGUACAGUCUACGAGUGGAUCCGAAAACGUUGGCUGGCGAUAGGCAAGAUUUGACGCUAAUCGAAACGAACGGCGAUAGCAGCAGUGGAAGCAGUCCCUCCGAAGAAGAGGCCAUAUCGGCGGCAACACACUUCAACAAAAAGCAAGAGCAAAAGACUGAAGAGCACAUUCGUAGGAAUAUGGCGUUGUUUCAGGAGAUCCGCAAAAAUCUCACCAAUUUGGCGGGACAUCGGCCAACACAGAGUGUGGGACCACCGGUUUCCCAAUUGGUCACCAGCGGCACACAAACAAUCGAAAGUUACCCGCAGCCCUACGAGCAGAUCAUCUACGGUAUUCUGCAGGAAGAACAAAAAUUCAAGACCGAUAUUGCAAUGAAACGACUGCAGGAGAAAGCCGAAUCCGGAAACCGGAUGGACUCCAAUGCCAUGCUUGACAAGUACAUCGAACUGUGCGUGAAAAAACGGAUGGAAACCGGCGACUCGCGAAAGGUGGAGGACAUGUACCGGGAUCAUAUCAAACUGCUUACCUUGCAGCUGCAGUUUGAGAAACACCGGAGAGAGAUCCACGCCGAACGGAACCGUCGUCUGCUGGGCAAAAGCAGGGUGAUACGAGCAUUGGAACAAAACAACGAUGCCCUGAAGGACCAGGUUUCCAGACUGACCAAAGAGAUUAGUUCACUGAACACCGAACUGGCAAAUUUAAGGCGAAAAACCAAUGCCGAUUGGACCAAAAGUUCGACGGAAGUGAUCGAGCUGAAGGAGCGGUACGCGGCGGAAACCCGCAAAAAUCAGGACCUACAAUUGAAGGUCAAGGAACUGGAGGCGGCUAUGAGCGAAGACACACAAACACGUAAGGAGCAAACGAUGGCCCUGGAACAGGCACGAGGGGAGUUGUUCGAUCUGACGAACGAUAUGGAACAGGCGCUGCAUAAGGCCGAUCUGGGCCAGCAGUACCGGGACGAGCUGACGCGGUUGCAGUGCGAAAUGAUUUUGAUGGGAGAAAUCCAGCUCAAGUGCAGGGAACGGCUUUCCCAGUUGGACAGUUUUAAGGCCAGGGACGCGGAAAUUGCAAUGAUUCAGGAAACGUACCUGGACGAGGUGAAAGACCUAAAACUCAGCCUGGAGAUGAAAUCCUCUCAGCUGGACUCGGCCAAAGAACGACUGACGGAACUGGAGCAGCAGCUAAUGAAGCGUGACGAAACCAUCGCGCUGCAAAAGCGCAUGCUCAAAACGGUCAAGGAAGAGCAUAAAGAGCAGUUCAAUGCUCUCGAGCGCAAAUAUCAUGCACAAAAGGCAAUCGUAGUCAAAAUGGAGGAAGCCAUUCUGGAGUUACGGGUCAAUGCUGUCGCUCGUUCGCCUGAUUCCGAUCGAACUGACGCCGUCGGUUCGCUGGACCACACGUCGCCUUUGUCGAUUUCUCUGGCAUCGAGCGAGGGUCUCUCCGAGAUCAAGAAUCUAGCCCUGGUGGUCCAAUCCGGUGGGAGCAGCACCCUGAACAACAACAAUCACGAACUGGACUCCAAUCUGCCGACACCGACGAGUGUACCUCUGCCACCGCUACCCUUGGACAAUAACAAUGCACUAUCUAUGGCCGCGGGAAAUGCAGGCCCGAUAGCGAUUGCGGGUACCAGCAGCGGUAGGCCUCCACUGCCUCCUUUAGCGGGGACUGAUCCGAUGCCAGGACCAAGUCAGCGACUAUGAACAAACUCCUCCUUGAUCCAUCACAUCCCCACCCAUAGCAUGCUUUCGGUAUUUUGCCUUGUUUUGUUCUGGUCGCUUUCCCCCCGAGCAGCCACAGAGAAAAGAAAACUUAUUUUCUCUAUUGUUUGUUAGUCUAUUGAAUUGAUGAUUACGUUGAAGUCAAAAGAACGAUUAAUUUCGUAGGGAUUCGAUCUGAAAGCAAAUCCUACUGUCAAGGAUGGAACGCGCAUCUGCAGUACCCUAGAGGACAUAUUUUAUGAAUAAAUCGAAAUCGUCAGGAGCAGAGGAAAGGCUGAGACCUCUGCUUGUAAGGUGGAUCGAGUGGCGCUUACGAAGGUGACGACGAACUGAAAAAGACUGGUGUGGAAUAUUCUCAAAUCGAAAUAAUAAAAAUAAAACAGUGAGAGAUGAGAGAUAAAUCGCUUUAAUUGAGUUACAAAAAUAGGUAAAAAGUAAAAAGUAGCGUUAAUCUGUUGAAGAAAGCAUAAUAUUCUAUUGAAAAAAAAAGCGACUAAACAAAAGUGAAUCUAAAUUAUCGAUUCAGGAGAGUAAACUAUACGCAGCAAUUCUAACAACAAGGAAACAUAACAAUGUGAACCCCUCUAGAGACAGCCUGCAGUAGCAACGUCUAACCGUUUUGUGGGAUGACAGACAACACUGAUAGUUUCGGCGAGAGCGGGAGGAAACAAAAUGCAACAUUAAAGAAAUGACGUUGAUUGAAGAAGAA
Aedes albopictus (Asian tiger mosquito) is the source of this 5224-nucleotide messenger RNA. It is a transcript of the gene Tsc1, whose product is annotated as hamartin. Bases 859 to 4497 code for a protein of 1212 amino acids. The transcript is spliced from 5 exons. Gene Ontology annotation, cellular component: TSC1-TSC2 complex. NCBI's taxonomy places the organism in Eukaryota, Metazoa, Arthropoda, Insecta, Diptera, Culicidae. The record is from RefSeq and is a predicted model, not a curated record. Gene Ontology annotation, biological process: regulation of cell cycle; negative regulation of cell population proliferation; negative regulation of TOR signaling.